AUGGAACCUUCAUCAACAACGCGUCUUCCCAAUGAGAUACUAUUCAAUAUUUUUAGUCAUUUCUGUCUCCAUUGCCAAGACCACUAUAACGAGUCCUGGGAUGAGCGACCACUACGCGCAAUCAAACCUUGUCGUGAAGAACAGCAGCCUGAUGCGAAAUCUUGGUAUUCCAUCGACAGAGAUACACUCUUCGCCGUUUGCUUAGCUUCCAAAAGUCUCAGAGGUAUUGCCCAGCCGAUUUUAUAUCACGAAUUCGUCUUGGGUUACGGCGAUUCCUGGAAAUCUGAACUGUAUGACUGGGAAGGCCGCCUUAUUUCAUUUAUGCGAACCUUGGCUCGCCGUCCUGACCUUUGCCGUCAAGUUAAGGUCGUCUACAUCAAUACCUGUCUUUUCACGUCCAACAACGAGGGAAAGCGAGCUACUCUGCUUGAAGCGGCUCGGGCUCUAAAAAUCGACCUUCCGGCCGUUUGGAAACGAAGAGCGUCAAAGAUACUAGCAAGUGAGGCUCAGGAUUGGCCUGAGGUCUAUUCUAUCUUUAUUAGCACAUAUCUUGAAGAAAGUCGGGAUUUGACAGAAAAGCAGGAGCGGCGUCUACGGCGGGCAAUGGACGAUGCUCCUGCACCUGCUUGGCGCUGGCUGAAUUCCGAGCUCAUCGCCAUGUUAAUUGCCCAAACGCAUGCCGUACAAUACUUCAGCAUUCAAGGCAAUCGUACAUGGCCAACAAAUGGGCUUCCUGAGUCUUCCCUCCGGUCUUUAGGAGUCAUCAACCUCCCACUGAAAACGCUUGAUCUUGGUAUUGCUGCCAACUCUCUUAUCGAGCUUGCUCCAAGUCUUCGAACUUUAAACCUCCAUGAUUAUUCGGGAGACUUGAGCUCAUGGGAUACAGAACUCCCGCACCUCAAAACAUUGAGAAUCACGAAUGAUUACUUAUCGGCCAAUACUCUUCGUCGACUUCUAGACGCAUGUACGGGAGGGUUAGUUGCCUUUGAGUUUGAGGCUUACAAGAGGGUUCAUGAAUCUCCCCGUUGUGGGUUCGAAGACUACGAUAACUACAUUCCUGCUCCUCCACAUAUGCUUCGCGAUCUUCACUUCCAACCGUCCGACGUCAUUCAGAUCCUACAGAAACACAAGAGCACUCUACGAACACUGCAUCUUGAUCUCACAAACCGCCAACAUCGCACGAAGAAGAUUCCAUUGGACGUGAACCUCAAAGAUUUCAGUACUCUUCAACACGUUUUUAUCAACGCAAUCCAACUUUUUGGCUGGAUUCCGCUAGUAGAGGAGAACAUGGAGCAUGAAGUUUUGGCACUCGCUGGGCCAGACAAGCCAGAGUCGACCUGUUCUACCAUUAUUGGAUCAAAAACAGUAAAGAAUGUCCCAACGUCUACAGGCACAGUGAAAAAGAAUAUCACUAUCGUCAAGAAGAUUAUUCGCAAGGUCAAUGUCGUUGUUGUCCCACCUACCAAGACUACAACUACCGUCGAGACCUCAACUGUCAAAUCAACCACUACGAACUUCGGGCUCAUAUCUACUACAACCACGGCAGUUGACCUGUCUACCUCCAUCGACGUCAGAACCUCUUGGAAGAUUGAGAUGUCAACCACCGGUUCUAUUACAACUAAAUUCAUCACCACGACCAUCACUCGACCUCCUUUGUGGAUAGCUAUCAAGGGAGAUCCUGAUUGGAGACCUAGAAAACGUGCCGAAAAGAACGAUGGAUUCGUUGAUGUCAAGGCACUAACAAGUAAUCAACUGCCACAAAGCGUUCGUUGCGUGAGAGAGAUACCCAAAUACUCUACCAAGACGGUUACCACGACGGUCCAAGGGCACAAGAUCACGCUCAAAGCUGCUACCAAAACUAAAACUUCCACUGUUCCCACAACUAUCACAGUCACGGAUUACCCAAAUGCCAGGAUAACCGCAACCGAGAUUGUGUAUCUCUCUGUGACAACAAUCGUUCAAGACGUCACCUCAACUAGCACUAUUCCUGAAACUGCCACUGUCGAGAGUCUCAUUCCUACAGCUACAGCCUAUGACAUGUGCUCUGAUGACAACAUUCUAGUUACCGCGAACGGGGGAAUAAGGCCUGGAUACAUUAGGUUGCCGUAUUCAGGCGAUUUUAACCCCAUCCAGAUAGGGGUUGGCUAUACUGGAAAACCAUGCUGUAUAGCAUGUGCGUCCAACCCUCUUGGUGUCGGCUCAUAUAUCGAGGAUGGUGUUUGCAUCAUUUAUGUUCCCAAGGAUAGUGAUAUCUGCCUCAAUGGUGGUCAAGACGAGGUCGGAGGCUACAUGACAUUUCAAGAGCUGGACUCGGGAUCCGAUAUCAUAUUCAGCAACGGACGUUGUGGCAAGUUUAAGAAUUACGGUAUAAGUGUCAACCAAGACUAG
Molecule: messenger RNA, 2388 nt
Organism: Fusarium pseudograminearum CS3096
Lineage: Eukaryota; Fungi; Ascomycota; Sordariomycetes; Hypocreales; Nectriaceae
Exons: 5
Coding region: 1-2388 (795 amino acids)
Source: RefSeq, a predicted model, not a curated record